CACGUCGAAAUACUUUUCCAAAACUUUUACAAAGUCCAUGCAGUGAGGAAAACGGCUUUACAUCUAAUACAUGGACCGGUAGCUGUUUUUCGCGUUCCCAUCCGUAGCUCAAGCUGCUGCUUUAGCGUAUAUUAGUUCAUUUGUUGCAUUUCAUUAACAGUCGUCAACACGGAUCGUUCAUACAUUGUCUUUUGUCCCUACUAUUUGGCCUAUCAUACUGUACCAGCAGGUGUUACUUUUUUUCCUCAUGCAUUGGAAAUACGGUGUGUGUAGUAAUUGGCGAUAUUUUCAAGAGGCGUAGUAUGGAAGGUUUUGACUACGUCAUCAAACGACCUCAACAGGCAAAAGUAUGUUUUGGAUCCACUAUACAGCGGGACGCCGUUCCACUGACGGGUCCAGCAAAAAGUUCUAUCAUGCGUCGUACAACAAAUGAACUGACCGGAGAAAAUUUAUCACCUGGAACAUACGACAUUACCUACUACGAUCAUCAUUCGCAUCCAAUUCUCAAAUCUGGGCACAGUAUUCGUGGUCGAGGGUCAUUGUCGGCCACUUCCGUUCGUUUUAAACAUGAUGAAGUAUGUCACCUUUCCGCAGCAGGAGAUUAUCACGUGAUUACAAAACCACUGACUAAACCCUGUUGGAGUCCAUUUGGAGCGACAGUGCCGCGAUGGAUGGAAACAGAAUAUCCGGCUGUUCCAGGACCGGGAACAUACACACAGAAGAAACGCAAAGAAAUUCGGAUGUACUCGUUUGGUGGCAGAAUAAAAAUUAUACCAGCAGCAAUUACUACUUGUAAAACAGAAAACUUUGAUAAAUGCUAUCGUUGUGAUCAGAAACCAGAAAUCGACUACUGGAAGAAUGAGAAAACUGAAAAGAGCUUGUGUCGAGCCUGCAUGCAAAAGGAAAUUAAUUUAACAAAGAUCCAUUCCAAAACAAAAUCAGUUAUGCUCAAGCAAUUGGAUGUCCUAAAAGAGUUUCGGCGCAUACGUCACUGUGCCUACUAUCACACUCAUGAUAAAACCACGGCGGCCGUUCAGUUUAGAAGUAAUCGUGAUUUGAAGCAGAAGUUCCGAGUAGAAAAUUAUCUGUCGAUGUAUGAAUAAACCUUAACAUCAUUUUUUCAUCAAGAACUAAACAUG
This is a messenger RNA of Malaya genurostris, 1139 nucleotides long. RefSeq lists its product as uncharacterized. Gene Ontology annotation, biological process: regulation of cell projection organization. Gene Ontology annotation, cellular component: ciliary basal body. The record is from RefSeq and is a predicted model, not a curated record. NCBI's taxonomy places the organism in Eukaryota, Metazoa, Arthropoda, Insecta, Diptera, Culicidae. The coding region runs from base 303 to 1103 and encodes 266 amino acids. The transcript is spliced from 4 exons. Gene Ontology annotation, molecular function: cytoskeletal protein binding.